GAGACCAACUCGGGCGUGAAGCAACCGCAGAAGAAGAAAAGGGGGAAGUAAAGUACUUCAUGUCGAGGCGGAGUUUGAAGGAACUGUGUACUAAUACACACAGAUAUACCUCGUCCUUAACCUGUGUGUGGAUUCAGUCCGACUCGACACCUGCUCGUCUUCCUCGUCUUUGCAGUUUUAAAGCCCGCAGGUUAAUCACGCCAUGUCAAUGAAGGUGUUGGUGACUGGAGGAUCUGGCCUGGUGGGCAAGGCCAUACAGCAGGUGGUCAAGGAGGAGCGAGGAGACAAGGAGGGGGAAGAAUGGAUAUUCCUCACCUCUAAAGAUGCCAACCUCAUGAGCAAAGAGGAGACACGGGCGGUGUUCGAGAAGCAUCGGCCAACCCAUGUCAUCCACCUGGCUGCUUUGGUUGGAGGUCUUUUCAGGAACAUGAAUUCCAACCUUGACUUUUGGAGGGACAACGUCUACAUCAAUGAUAACGUGCUGCAGGCAGCACAUGAAAUGGGUGUUGUGAAGGUGGUGUCGUGCCUAUCCACCUGCAUCUUUCCAGAUAAAACCACCUAUCCUAUUGAUGAGACCAUGAUCCACAACGGUCCACCUCAUGACUCAAACUUUGGCUACUCCUAUGCAAAGAGAAUGCUUGACAUCCAUAACAGGGCGUAUUUCAAGGAGCACGGACACAAGUACACGGCUGUGAUCCCCACAAAUGUGUUUGGUCCUCACGACAACUUCAACAUUGAUGAUGGUCACGUGCUGCCGGGUCUCAUCCACAAAGCUUACAUUGCUAAAAAGGAGGGUCAGCCCUUGGUGGUCUGGGGCUCUGGUAAACCCAGAAGGCAGUUCAUCUACUCUUUGGACUUGGCUCGUCUCUUCCUGUGGGUCUUGUGCGAGUACCCAGAGGUCGACCCAAUCAUCCUCUCUGUUGGAGAGGAAGACGAAGUGUCCAUCAAGGAAGCAGCAGAUUUAGUUGCCGAGGCGAUAGGCUUUGAAGGAGAAGUUCAAUUUGACACCAGUAAAUCAGACGGCCAAUUCAAAAAGACCGCCAGCAACGCAAAGCUGCAGCGAUACCUGCCCAACUUCAAAUUCACUCCCUUCAAACAAGCCAUGAAGGAAACCUGUGAUUGGUUCACUGCCAAUUACGACACCGCCCGCAAGUGAGAAGUGUCGUCUGUCCUCCACUGAGGAGGGAAGAAGAAGAGAGGAGGAGGAGGAGAGGCUGGAAGACAAACAAGGUGGUGGAUGUUCAAUCGGUUAAAUUUUGUGACACUCCAAGAAGUGGAAAUACGUUGACACCAACGAGAUCCUGAACAAGUUACUUUAGCAUCUUUGAUUGUUGAAUGUUAAAUCAUAAAGGGGUGUGGUACAAUGGUUUUAGAAUCUGUUUUUUAUUUUAGGCUUUUUAAAUGCAACCACCUUUUAGAUGGAUCCUUCACAUGUCUGUAAAUGAGGUCUCUGGAUUGAGUGACUCGGCUUAAGUUCAUGUCUGUACAAUACUAGUUUACAUUGCAGACAUGUUUCAGUAUAGGUUGAGUAAAAUAUUUGAUCCUACCAGUGUGUAGUAUUUCCUGACACAAUUUUUAAUUUCAUUUAUGUAGUGUGAAGUAUUUAAUUGGGAAAAUGAUUGAUUUGUAUAUUUAAAUAUAUUGGUUGCAGUGAUUUUUAUUUUAUAAUGGUGGGACUGAGCAAAAUAAAUUUUAUAUCCAUGA
Molecule: messenger RNA, 1704 nt
Organism: Paralichthys olivaceus (Japanese flounder)
Lineage: Eukaryota; Metazoa; Chordata; Actinopteri; Pleuronectiformes; Paralichthyidae
Product: GDP-L-fucose synthase
Biological process (GO): nucleotide-sugar biosynthetic process
Molecular function (GO): GDP-L-fucose synthase activity
Source: RefSeq, a predicted model, not a curated record